Molecule: messenger RNA, 1502 nt
Organism: Musa acuminata AAA Group (dessert banana)
Lineage: Eukaryota; Viridiplantae; Streptophyta; Magnoliopsida; Zingiberales; Musaceae
Product: probable serine/threonine-protein kinase PBL25
Exons: 6
Coding region: 1-1317 (438 amino acids)
Biological process (GO): protein phosphorylation
Molecular function (GO): protein kinase activity; ATP binding
Source: RefSeq, a predicted model, not a curated record
AUGACGGGUGGGGGGAUUACAUGGCCGAAUGGGAGUGGUGACGUGAUGCGAUACCGCCAACUCCUCCGCCGCCGCCGCCCGCCUCUUCCGGAUUUCAAACCCAUGUCGGAACCCCAAAGCAAGGAGCGACCUUUCAUCCCCCUCUCUCUCCUCUCACCCAGAGAAAGAACGUGCGGGCCUCGUUUGACCGUGCGCCGAAACCACUUGCAAUCCUUCUUUUUGGCCUACCCCGUCGUAUAUUCGCGGAAUGAGAGGAGGGCGUCGAGGAAGUUCGACGCCAAAAAUGGCCCGCCACCGGCGGCACCUUCACCUGCCCCUCCCCGUGAAGUGGCUUCUGACACGAGCACCGAGUUGAGCGGAACGCCAGCAAAUGGCACGCCCAAGUCACAGACCACUGCGCCCGAGGCAUCCACCUUUAAGGAGGCCAGCAACGAUAAUAUCGCAGCUCAAACGUUCACUUUCCGCGAGCUCGCGUCGGCUACCAAAAAUUUCCGCCCUGAGAGUCUUCUCGGCGAAGGCGGGUUUGGAAGAGUUUACAAAGGGCGCCUCGACAAACCCGGUCAGGUUGUGGCUGUGAAGCAACUGGACAGAAGUGGCCUUGAGGGCAACAAAGAAUUCCUCGUUGAGGUUCUAAUGCUCAGUCUCCUCCACCAUCAGAACCUGGUCAGCCUGAUUGGAUACUGCGCGGACGGAGAUCAGAGGAUGUUGGUAUACGAGUACAUGCCUCUUGGCUCCUUAGAAGAUCAUUUGCUCGAGAUCAGUCCGGAUCAAGAACCACUCACUUGGUACACCAGGAUGAAGAUAGCUUUGGGUGCCGCCAAAGGCUUGGAGUACCUGCACCAGAAAGCCAACCCCCCCGUCAUCUUCCGCGAUCUCAAGUCAUCCAACAUCUUGCUCGACGAGGACUAUGACGCGAAGCUCUCCGACUUCGGGCUCGCCAAGCUUGGCCCUGUGGGAGACGAGCUACAUGUCUCCUCCAGGGUCAUGGACACGUACGGCUACUGCGCGCCGGAGUACGCCAGAACCGGUCAGCUCACCCUGAAGUCCGAUGUGUACAGUUACGGGGUCGUCUUGCUGGAGCUGAUAACAGGGAGGCGAGCCAUCGACACCACCAGACCGACGGACGAACAGAAUCUGGUCACCUGGGCACAACCGAAGUUCAGGGAUCAGAUGAGGUACCGCGAGCUGGUCGAUCCGCUUCUUCGGGGGGAGUACGCCGAGAGAGGGCUGAAUCAGGCUGUCGCCGUGGCGGCUAUGUGCCUGCAGGAGGAGGCUGAGGUGCGCCAGUUCAAGGCACGGCCAGGGGAACCUCCAUGAAGCCGGAGCUUAGUUCUCCGCUCUAGUCUCUUUCUCCUUUGCUUCCUCGAGUGGAUCGAUGGGCCAAGAAGAAGUCGAUUCUUAGCUUUCACUGUAGCAAUCGUGUGCAUACGUUCAUGAUUGGCAUCUGUCGCUGCACCAUAUGCAUGCCGUGGGUGACAUGAUGGAUUCACGGCUUUUAAGCA